AUGAGCUCAAAAAAAUUAUUGUAUUAAGAAAUAGAUGUAAUCAUUUACUACUAACAUAGUAAACAAAAUAGCAACUUAGUUUACAAAUGUCUCAUUAGAAGACAACUUUAAAAGAAUUUAGUUCAUAUUUAAAAGAUUAUUAGGCCUUCCUUAAAUCUGUCUCUGAAUAAUUGAUAAAAUUGACAAGAAAAGAGUGUAAAACUUUAAAUACAUACUUAGUUACCUGUAGAGAGUUUGAAAAUAAAACCAUCAAAGAGUUUAUAGAUAAAAAUAUUAUCUCAACAUCUAAGAUUAGCGAUAUUCUUGGACAUUUAUCAGAAAAUAUUAAUCAAUUAGAGCAAGAUAUUUUUUAAACCUAUCUUGAAAUAAAAUAAAACAAAGAAUUAGUAAUGCAAAAAGUAUACUUACUAUUUAUUUUAGUGUGAUUAAUAAAAAAAAGAAAGAGAUUAAUUAGUGAGUGCAAAAAACGUUGAAAAAUAGAUUAUUGACCAAUUCUCGUAAGUUGCGAUUAUUACCAUGCAAAGUAAUAUUGAAACAGCAAUUAACACAGAGAAGAAAAAAAAUGCUAAAAUAGUAGAUUCUUUCAAAAAGUUUUACAUCUAACAAAAAGAGUAUUAUAUCAAAAAUAUAUAAGUCAUGCAGAAAUUAUUGAAUAAUAAUUACUUUUAUAAAUCCAAUAUUUUGAUACUGUCCAACCAGAGUAAUAGACUUUAGAAAAAAUGAAAAAUUAAUUAUAAGUUUAAUCUUUGAAUCAAAGUGGAAAAUAAAUGAAUGCUUCUGGACCUGGGAUAUCUAAAUAAAAUGAUUCACCCAACGAAACCGAGCUAUUAUAAUCUCACAGAGAUAAACUUCUUGAAAUCAGAAAAUCAUAUGCUUCUUGUAGUCACACAAUGCCUUUACCCAUGAUUAUAAAAGAUUAGGUUGGAAUAUUUAAUAAUGAAAUACCAUAUAAUAUGUAGUUUUAAAAAUAUAUUCAUAAGGGAUUUAGCCAAGGAAUUCCAAUAGCAAGAGUUUUAUUAAUUCACUUUAUUAAUGAUGCUAAGAUUUAAGUGUUCAAAUUAAGAUUGGCCACUUUUAAUAACCCAUAUUAAAAAUAAAUUUAAAAUCAAUUUAGCUUCCAUGAAAAUAUUGGAAUCUUUUUUAAAUACCAUAUCAUCAAAUAUUCAAUCAAGUAUUACUAGUUCCAUUUUUAUAAACUUAAUUAAAGAUGCUCAAACGAUAAUUAAAAAUACAUAAAUUUACAAUGAAAUUAAAAAUAAUGAAAAGCUAUUUGCCAUUCUGAAAAAAUUAUUAUUAUUUUCAACUUUAAAUUAGUAUUGGGUUUAAUGUUUGUUGUAAUAAGCAUUUUAGAAUAAAAAUUAUUAAUUUGAUGAAUAAUAAAAAAAAUAUUUUACUAAUCUACUUAAAUCGAUGAUUAUUGAUGAGAAAGAUUUAGUUCAAUUAAAUUUCGAUUCUCAAAUAGAAGAAAUUUCCUAUCCUUUAAAUUAAUGCUUAUUAGAGCUCAUAUUAUCAGCAAUCAUAUAACCUUCUUCAAUCGACAUGGAUUUUAUACCCCUAAUAUUCUAAUUUGCAUAAGAUGUACUGAAACUUUCACCAGCUCAUGUUAGUAUAACAGUAAUUUCUUUAGUUUACUAAAAAAUACUUUAACCUGCAUUGAGAAUAAAAAACCUUGACAUCAAGGAUGCAGUAAUUAUUACAGAAUAGUUAACUCAAUAAUUGUGGGAUAUUAUAAGCAAGGAAAAGUUUAUCAAUCAAUCCAAAUUAUAAUUAAUAUUAAAAUAAAAGAAUUCAGAUAGAUUAUAUAAAGAUUUACUAGGACUUACAACUAGUUUUUGGUCUUAAUUACCUAGUGACUAAUUUUUUCUUUCUGCAUUUAUGAAUUUAUUUUAUAUUGUAGCAAACAUUUCACUUGAGUUUAUAGAAUGCGAAAAUAUAAAUUAAUUAAUUCUAAAGAUUAUGGAAUAAGCAGGCCACAAUUUUUAUAGUAUGUUCAUUAAAAGAGAAUAGUAUCAACAGAAUCAGAUAUCAGACAAAACUUUUAAUUAAGUAGCUAAUUUGGUAACUAUCAUGUGUAAAGAAUGUCUUGAAUUGAAAGAACAAUAUUUAGAUCAUUUUUCAAAAGGGAUAUAACAUCUCUUUACAGAUAAUUAAAAUCAUUAGAGUCUCUUCUUCUUUCACUUUAUGAUUGGUGCAUUUUCUGAGAUAUUUUUAAUACUUGAACAAGUUGAACUUUGCAUUCAAAAAGCACUCAUUUCAGAAGAUAAGAAUGGAAAGUAUUAUAAUGAUAUUAUAAAGUUCGUUUACUAUUUGUUUCGCUUUGGCUUAAAUAGAUAAUUAAAUCUUACCAAAUAAUUUAAAUACAAAAGCACUCUAAAUUAUAGGGCGGUCCUUAGAAAUAUGGUUUCAAUAAUCUUAAUAAAAUACAUUAAAAAUAUUGUAAUCUUUACUUUCGAAAGAAAAGUUUCUUGAUGAUACUCUAUCUUUUAAAGAACUUAUGCAACAAACAUAAACUAAAAGUAUAGAAGACUUUUGCUCUAUUUUAUUUAAAUCUUUAGAAGUGUUGCAGUAAGUUUCUAAUUUUAAAAAUUAAAACAUAUUUAAAAAAACUAUAAAUAGCAAAAUAGAGCAUGUCCUUUACACAGCAAUCUAAAUGUAUUUGGAAUAAAUGGAAUAAAAUCUUCAACAAAAAUCAGAUUAAAUAGUACUAUGGUUUCCUGUAAUUGUUAAGAGUAAAUAAAGCCUGCCUUUUGACUAAAAAUAAUUAGCACAACAAUAAAUUCAUCUUGUUAUUGAAAUGAUGAUGAGAAUUUGUAAUCUUAAUUUCCUUUAAUAAUAAUACUAGAAUCUAAAUGAUCAAUUGAAACUAGGUGUUCUAGAACAUUUGAGUAGUGAUUUUAAUACUAAAGGAAAAAUGAUUUGUAAAAAUAUUUCUAAAAUCCUCAUAUCGGAAAUUAUUUAUCCUAAUUUAUUUACUCCUAUUCAUCAAGACUUAAAAUCCAUGACUGAUCCCAAAAGUUAUUAAUAAAAAUCAGAAUGGUCUAUUCUUUAAUAAAUAGAUGAAAUAAAAGAUUUUUUUGUAAUUUUUAAUUAGAAAUUGCCAUUGAAUUAUUUUUCUUUAUUUUAUGAAACAUUCAUUAAUUCAUUUUUUGAAGGUACUUAUAAUUAAUAGAUUAUUAGGAUUAUUUUAUUGUAUAUUCGAUAUUAACAAAUUAUCAAACAUCCCUUAAGAGAUGUAUUUUGAAUUGCUUAUUUUAGAAUUCUAAAUUUUAUCAAAUUUUUUAGAAAAAUAAAUAUCCAACAAUGACUUAAAUAGAAAAGUUAAAUAAUAAAUAGCUGAAAUUAAAGAUAUAUCUAAUUGGUUUAGCUUGUCAAAUCAACAUUUAAUAACCACAUUUGAAUAAUACCAUUUGCGAUAAGACAAUAAAAAAAUGUGUUCUGCUCUUUAUCGAAUUAUUUUGCUUCGCAAACAAGAUUCUAAAAUGAAAGAUUUCGCAAAAAAAUAUUAAAAAAUUUAUGAAUGA
This is a messenger RNA of Paramecium sonneborni, 3521 nucleotides long. The record is from the annotation of a GenBank genome assembly. Lineage: Eukaryota; Ciliophora; Oligohymenophorea; Peniculida; Parameciidae.